This is a messenger RNA of Drosophila guanche, 542 nucleotides long. Its product is annotated as larval/pupal cuticle protein H1C. The transcript has a single exon. Bases 1 to 537 code for a protein of 178 amino acids. The record is from RefSeq and is a predicted model, not a curated record. NCBI's taxonomy places the organism in Eukaryota, Metazoa, Arthropoda, Insecta, Diptera, Drosophilidae.
AUGGCCAAACAGUUGCUCACAUUCGCCUCAGGCCUGCUGCUGCUGCUGCUCCUGUCGCCCACCUGGGCCGGCAUCAUUGCCCAGCCUUCCCUCAGCCACUACGGCGAUGAGCACGCGGUGGCCCACACCCAGCAGAAUGUGGUGCGCAGCUUCGAUGGCACCGUCUCGCACUAUGCCAAGUCCGUGGCCACACCCUACGCCCAGGUGCACAAGCAGGACACGAGGAUCAGCAACAAUGUGUAUCAGCCGGCCAUUGCCAAGACUGUGACGUACCACCAGGCCGAGCCAGCGGCAGCGGCGGUCUACAAUCAUCACGCACACCCGGAGCCACAGCUGUUCACACAGGCAGCACCUCAGGCGGCAGUUUACUCAGCUCCACAGGCUGCACUCUACCAUCAGGCUGCUCCUCAGGCCUCUGUUUACCAUCAGUCAGCUACUCCUGUGGUCAGCCAUCAGCCCGCUGUCAUCCACUACUCGCCAGCGGAGUCCGUUUCCCACAUGAGCUUCGAUGGCUUUGGCACACAUUGGGGAUUCUAAGGGCA